UCGGUCGCUGCAGUUCGAGACAGUCACACAUUCUCCUCCUCCUCCGUCGCCGUUAAUCCUAAACUCCAGUCGUUUGCUAGUGCCCUUCUUCCCUUUUCACCUGUCAUAGGAUCGUUUCCACGUCUUCAAAUUAAGCGAAAAACAAAAGGAAUCUCUGCUGACCAUACAUAAUGCAGCAACAACAGCAGAAGACGGCCGACGUGGUGAUCGUCGGCGCCGGCAUUGCCGGAUUGACAGCGGCUGACCAUCUCCGCCGCAACGGUGUCAUGAACGUCGUUAUUCUCGAAGCAUCCAGCAGAUAUGGAGGCCGUUUAUUUACGGUGCCCCAUGGCGAUGCUUACCUGGAGUACGGGGCUAACUGGAUUCACGGUGGGAGCGAGGAGAAUGAACUGUUCAAGCUUGCCCGGCAACGCGCUCUCCUGAACGAUACUUUGAACCUUGAAAACAGAACAAAGGGACUCUUCUACACUUCAGCUGGACAGACCAUCGAUGGUCAACUAGGUGAGAAAUGUUACCAGCUGUUUUUCGACGCGGAAAUGGAAGCCGGGCGGCUCUACCGCUCCGAUAGUCGCAUGAAGCAGCGACUAGCCAACAAAUCAUUGCUCCAGUAUUUGGAAGAAGUUUGGCAACGAUUGGCCGAAAAGGAAUUUGGCGCUGAUUUGAACGAUCCCAUUCGCCAGCAAGCAGAGUCCGUCUUCCGCUCCAUGAUCCUCUACUUCCGUGCCCACGUUGGCAAUGAUUUGGCCCUUGUACCAGCCAUUCUGCACGGCACUUUUGAAAACGUUGCUGAAGAGGACGUCAAGAUGCCAAACGGCAUGCGUGCUCUGGUCGACGAAUUCUACGUCAACCUUCCAAAAGGAACAAUCGAAUUCGAUACGACCGUCACCGGAAUCUUUUGGUCGUCUAACGAGUCAGGCAGUGGAUCAUCUUCAACUGAAUGGCUGGAUCACCCAGUCAAAAUCACUACGAAUCAUGGCGUCAACUGGAGAGCCAAGCACGUUAUUUGUACGCUGCCACUAGGUGUGCUCAAGAGAUCACAUGACAAAAUUUUUCAUCCUCCUCUUCCACCAUUGAAAGUCAAAGCCAUCGAAACGAUCGGAUUCGGCAAGGUCGAGAAAGUCUUUGUCGAAUUCGAUCAGCCCUUUUGGGAGCCAGGUUUCGGUGGCGUAAAGUUGGCAUGGACAGCUGAAGAUUUGGCUGAGAAACUCUUGCCACGUGACUGGUACAAGGUCAUCUGUAGCUUUGAGGAAGUUUAUCGCCAGCCCAAUGUUCUAGCUGCUUGGAUUUCUGGCCGAGAAGCUGAAGCAAUGCUUUCGUUGAGUGAGGAGGAAAUAUUGGAAACAUGCACUCGUCUACUUCGUACCUUUACGGCCAAUCCCGGAAUGGUGGCCCCCGUCCGGAUCAUUAGAUCCAACUGGCUCAAUGAUCCUUUCUUUUGUGGAUCGUAUUCCUAUCCAACAUUCCAUUCUAGUCAUAGGAGCUUCAGCGAUUUAGCCACUCCAAUUCCCUGUGAGAAAAAUCCCCAUGUUUUAUUCGCUGGUGAGGCCACUCACGAUCAUUACUACUCGACGCUCCACGCUGCCCACAUUACGGGAAAGAGGGAGGCAGAACGCAUUAUCCCGUUCAUCCUGCAGUCAAACAAGCAUUUCUUAAAGCACAAACUUUGAAUAGGGCGAUGAAAAAUGAAAUCGUCCUAGAUAUACUCUAUUGUAACUGAUAUAAAAUUGUAGAUGGGAAAGGGAAUCAACCAUACUAACCAAUUACCCAAAUUAUCCUUGGCAUAAUUCUUACUGAACUGGGGGAUUUGUACUUUUCUUUAUUGGACAAGGUGGGGCGCAAUUAGUAACCAUCAGCUUAUUUCACUUUCUAUGCCAUUCUUGCUCAACAUGAAUUGUGUAUCAUUUUUCUUAUACCAAUGGGGCAGUUUCUGAUGUUUCCAUGAAAUGGCCAUGAUGUAUUGAAUUGAAAAAGAGAUAAUACAUGCCAGAUAGAAUCUGAAA
Daphnia magna is the source of this 2000-nucleotide messenger RNA. RefSeq names its product spermine oxidase. Lineage: Eukaryota; Metazoa; Arthropoda; Branchiopoda; Diplostraca; Daphniidae. The record is from RefSeq and is a predicted model, not a curated record. The coding region runs from base 171 to 1667 and encodes 498 amino acids. The transcript is spliced from 4 exons. Gene Ontology annotation, molecular function: polyamine oxidase activity.